AUGGCUGAUACCAAACAAGAUAUGGAAAAUUCGGAGGAUGAUAGGAAGAUAAUGAAGAUUAGCUCGUUUAAAAAGAAAGCGAUAAGCGCAUCAAACAGAUUCAAGAACUCGUUCAAGAGGAAGACUCGGAGGACCAGCAGCAGAAUCGUGUCCGAACCCAUCGAAGACAACAUCAACGAUGAGGAUCUUCAGUCUAUUGAUGCAUUUCGUCAACUUCUUCUCCACGAGGAUCUUUUGCCCUCCAAACACGAUGAUCCUCACACGAUGCUCAGAUUCUUAAGGGCGAGAAAACUCGACAAUGAGAAAGCGAAGCAGAUGUGGAGCGACAUGCUCCAAUGGAGAAAAGAUUUUGGAGUCGACACGAUCAUCGAGGAUUUCGAGUUUGAAGAGAUUGAUGAAGUAUUAAAACAUUACCCUCAAGGCUAUCAUGGAGUGGAUAAGGAAGGCAGACCGGUUUACAUUGAGAGAUUAGGCCAAAUCGAUGCAAACAAGCUGUUACAAGUGACUACAGUGGACCGGUACGAGAGAUACCAUGUGAAAGAGUUCGAGAAGAUGUUCAAGAUCAAAUUCCCUUCUUGCUCAGCGGCAGCCAAGAAGCACAUUGAUCAAAGCACAACCAUUUUUGAUGUCCAAGGCGUGGGGCUUAAGAACUUCAACAAAUGCGCGAGGGAAGUUUUACAACGCCUUCUCAAGAUCGAUAACGACAAUUACCCUGAGACUCUGAACAGAAUGUUCAUAAUCAAUGCGGGUCCUGGAUUCCGGCUCUUGUGGGGACCAGUUAAGUCUUUUCUUGAUCCAAAGACAACAUCAAAGAUUCAUGUUCUUGGGAGCAAAUACCAGGCCAAAUUGCUUGAAGCCAUCGACGCAAGCGAGUUGCCAUAUUUCUUUGGCGGCCGUUGCACUUGUGAAGACAGAGGUGGCUGCAUGCGAUCAGAUAAAGGUCCAUGGAAUGAUCCUGAGCUUCUUAAGAUGGCUAAAAACCCUGAAGCUAAGUUCUCAACUAUUACAGAGGACGAAGACAAGCUUGUAGAAGAAGGAACGACAAUGUCCAUGGUCUUUGAACCUCUAGAGAGAAACAAGAAGAAAACCAUGGAAGACGACAAUGUGUGUAAGAACAUUGCAGCGGUUGACAAGUUCAUGGCUCUGUCUUUGCCUGCAAAACCUAUAAAAAUCCAAAAAAAAGAAAAGGGGCCACAAAGGAAAGAUGAUAGUUUUCUUGUGGGAGGGGUUAUCGCGUUUGUGAUGGGAAUUGUAGCAAUGCUCCGGCUAUCUAAAGACGUUCCCCGAAAGCUCACGGAGGCUGAAAUAUUCGGGAAUUCAGUUUACGACGGGGAAUCAAAAAUGUCUAAAGCAAACCAAGAUCCAGCUCCAGCACCAGUCUCAAGUUCCGAGUAUGUAUCAAUGGUGAAGCGAAUGGCCGAACUUGAAGAAAAGUACAAGUCCCUUGAACCGAAACCAGCGGAUGACGACGCGUUAGAGAAAGAAAAUAGACUUCAAGCUGCGCUAAGUCGGGUUCAAGUGCUUGAGCAUGAGUUAUCCGAGACUAAAAAGGCUUUGGAUGAAACGAUAGUUAACCAGAAGGGGAUUCUUGCAUACAUUGAGAAGAAAAAGAAGAAGAAAUCGUUUUUCAGGUUCUAG
Thlaspi arvense is the source of this 1638-nucleotide messenger RNA. The record is from the annotation of a GenBank genome assembly. Lineage: Eukaryota; Viridiplantae; Streptophyta; Magnoliopsida; Brassicales; Brassicaceae.